This is a messenger RNA of Oncorhynchus kisutch (coho salmon), 6039 nucleotides long. Its product is annotated as solute carrier organic anion transporter family member 2A1. The record is from RefSeq and is a predicted model, not a curated record. Bases 108 to 1979 code for a protein of 623 amino acids. Lineage: Eukaryota; Metazoa; Chordata; Actinopteri; Salmoniformes; Salmonidae. Gene Ontology annotation, molecular function: prostaglandin transmembrane transporter activity; protein binding. The transcript is spliced from 14 exons. Gene Ontology annotation, biological process: sodium-independent organic anion transport; transmembrane transport; prostaglandin transport. Gene Ontology annotation, cellular component: basolateral plasma membrane.
AGAGAGAUAUUACCCCCUCUGACUCCAACACCGAGAGACUCACUCAUUUCCCCCACUCUCAACAGCUGAAUUCAACGCGACUCUCUGUCCUUUAGUCUUCAUAGAAAAUGGAGAUUUAUGUCAAGGACAUGAAGAAACCAAGAUCAGUGUUCAGCAAUAUAAAGAUGUUUGUGCUGUGUCAUGGCCUGCUGCAGCUCACCCAGCUCCUGUACAGCUCCUACUUUAAGAGCACCAUCACCACCAUUGAGAGACGCUUUGGCCUCAGCAGCUUCUCCUCCGGUACCGUCUCCUCUCUGCACGAGGUGGGGAACACAGUUCUGAUAGUGUUUGUGAGUUACCUGGGCAGCAGGGUCCAUCGGCCUCGUCUGAUUGGACUGGGUGGUCUGCUGAUGUCGAUCAGCGCGCUGAUCCUGGCCCUACCUCACUUCGUGUCCCAGCCCUAUGAGUUUGACUCUGUCAUACAUGAUCGCCAAGACCUGUGUUCACUCCAAGGUACCUCCAACACCACAGAGGCCUGUGGAAAGACAGAGAUCAAGCGUAUAGCAGACACCAACAACUUGUGGCUGCUCAUGGCUAUAGCUCAGCUGCUGUUCGGAGUGGGGUCUGUUCCCAUACAACCUUUUGGUAUCUCUUAUGUGGAUGACUUCGCCGGACGAGGCAACUCCCCCCUCUACAUAGCCAUCCUGUUUGCUGUGUCUGUGUUUGGACCUGCCUUUGGCUUCCUGCUGGGCUCCGUCAUGCUGAGGAUCUAUGUGGACGUGGACAGAACCGGCUCAGUCACCAAUGCUGAGCUGGCCCCUACAGACCCUCGCUGGGUGGGUGCAUGGUGGAUGGGCCUCCUCGUCUCCUCUGCCAGCCUAGCCCUGACCUCCACCCCAUACUUCUUCUUUCCUCGCAGCAUGCCACUGGAAGGCAAUGUAAGUGGAACUGACAUUCUGAAUGAAGGCUCCGAAAAGCCUGAGAUCUCACUGCUUGAUUUCCUUAAGAUGUUCCCCAGGCUGUUUGUUCGUCUGCUCCUCAGUCCUCUGUUCCUGCUGUUGGUUCUGUCUCAGUGCUGUUUCUCUUCAGUCAUCGCUGGACUCGCCACCUUCCUCAACAAAUUCCUGGAGAGACAGUACAGCACGACUGCCGCUUACAGCAGCCUCCUCAUAGGUGCGGUGAACCUUCCUUCGGUUGCCGUGGGGAUGCUGGUGGGCGGGGUCAUCAUGAAGAGGAUGGGUCUCUCUCUUAAGGCCAUCCCUCGUUUCUCUGUCGCCAUGCUGUCCAUCUCUGUCCUCCUCCUCAUCCCCCUCUUCUUCAUGGGAUGUCCCACACAGAGGGUGGAAGAGGUCAACUAUGGAUUCCAAGGGUCUCUGGCCAAUUGUUAUUCCAACUGCUCCUGCCCUGCUGACUCCUUCAACCCAGUGUGUGGAUCUGACAACACUGAGUACCUGUCUCCCUGCCAUGCAGGAUGCAAAGACUACACCAAAGACCCCAACAACAAAUUCAGAGUUCUGGAGUACACAGACUGUAUCUGUACAGCUCACAGCCAGGGUAGUGGUGGGGGUACUGCCCGCCCCGGCCCCUGCCCUAACCAAUGUCCUCACUUCCUGCUUCCUGUCAUGUUCCUCAUCUCUCUGGCCGCGAUGAUCGCCUCUCUAACACACAAUCCCAUCUAUAUGAUGGUCCUCAGAACUGUUCCCCAUGAAGAGAAAUCUUUUGCCAUCGGAGUCCAGUUUCUGCUCAUGAGAGUGCUUGCCUGGUUACCAGCCCCAGCCCUGUUCGGCAUGACCAUCGACAGCGCCUGUAUUUGGUGGAAACAUGCCUGUGGAAACCGACUGGGCUGUGGUUACUAUGACAAUAACACCCUGAGGAACAGAUACCUGGGUCUGCAGGUGGGCUUCAAGGUGAUGGGGAUCUUCCUGCUGGGGCUGGCUGGAUGGAAGGUCCAGAGGACCAGGGAGUACAACCUGGAAAAACGGCCUGAUGGACCACUGUGAUCAUGGGAUACGACUGCCCGCUGGGCUCCUUAACUCCUUCCUUCCUCCCCCCUCCCUCGGUCCCUCCCACACGAUAGAGACUGGCCCCUGAGGACCACUUUACCCCUCCCUCCCACACGAUAGAGACUGGCCCCUGAGGACCACUAUACCCCUCCCUCCCAAACGAUAGAGACUGGCCACUGAGGACCACUAUACCCCUCCCUCCCACACAAUAGAGACUGGCCACUGAGGACCACUAUACCCCCCCCCCCCCCCUCCCACACGAUAGAGACUGGCCACUGAGGACCACUAUACCCCUCCCUCCCUCCCACACGAUAGAGACUGGCCACUGAGGACCACUUUACCCCUCAGUGGGUUUUUUUCUCGCUGAGGUCCACCUGUGCUUUUCAAUGGAGAGUACUGUGCUGUAUAGUAGUGUAUCAACUGUAUACUAGUGUAUCAACUGUAUACUAGUGUAUCAACUGUAUACUAGUGUAUCAACUGUAUACUAGUGUAUCAACUGUAUACUAGUGUAUCAAAAUGUAUACUAGUGUAUCAACUGUAUACUAGUGUAUCAACUGUAUACUAGUGUAUCAAAAUGUAUACUAGUGUAUCAACUGUAUACUAGUGUAUCAAAAUGUAUACUAGUGUAUCAACUGUAUACUAGUGUAUCAACUGUAUACUAGUGUAUCAACUGUAUACUAGUGUAUCAACUGUAUACUAGUGUAUCAAAUGUAUACUAGUGUAUCAACUGUAUACUAGUGUAUCAACUGUAUACUAGUGUAUCAACUGUAUACUAGUGUAUCAACUGUAUACUAGUGUAUCAAAAUGUAUACUAGUGUAUCAACUGUAUACUAGUGUAUCAAAAUGUAUACUAGUGUAUCAACUGUAUACUAGUGUAUCAAAUGUAUACUAGUGUAUCAACUGUAUACUAGUGUAUCAACUGUAUACUAGUGUAUCAACUGUAUACUAGUGUAUCAAAUGUAUACUAGUGUAUCAACUGUAUACUAGUGUAUCAACUGUAUACUAGUGUAUCAAAAUGUAUACUAGUGUAUCAACUGUAUACUAGUGUAUCAAAAUGUAUACUAGUGUAUCAACUGUAUACUAGUGUAUCAAAAUGUAUACUAGUGUAUCAACUGUAUACUAGUGUAUCAACUGUAUACUAGUGUAUCAAAAUGUAUACUAGUGUAUCAAAAUGUAUACUAGUGUAUCAACUGUAUACUAGUGUAUCAAAAUGUAUACUAGUGUAUCAACUGUAUACUAGUGUAUCAACUGUAUACUAGUGUAUCAAAAUGUAUACUAGUGUAUCAACUGUAUACUAGUGUAUCAACUGUAUACUAGUGUAUCAACUGUAUACUAGUGUAUCAACUGUAUACUUGCUGUUUACCCAGGGAUGUUUUCCAUUCAGGUUUCUGAGGACCACUUUACACCUCCCUCCCAUCUCACACGAUAGAGACUGGCCACUGAGGACCACUAUACCCCUCCCUCCCACACGAUAGAGACUGGCCACUGAGGACCACUAUACCCCUCCCUCCCACACGAUAGAGACUGGCCACUGAGGACCACUAUGCCCCUCCCUCCCUCCCACACGAUAGAGACUGGCCACUGAGGACCACUUUACCCCUCCCUCCCGUCUCACACGAUAGAGACUGGCCACUGAGGACCACUUUACCCCUCCCUGCCGUCUCACACGAUAGAGACUGGCCACUGAGGACCACUUUACCCCUCCCUCCCACACGAUAGAGACUGGCCACUGAGGACCACUAUACCCCUCCCUCCCACACGAUAGAGACUGGCCACUGAGGACCACUAUACCCCUCCCUCCCCUCUCACACGAUAGAGACUGGCCACUGAGGACUACUUUACCCCUCCCACAUGAUAGAGACUGGCCCCUGAGGACCACUUUACUCCUCCCUCCCACACGAUAGAGACUGGCCACUGAGGACCAUUUUACCCCUCCCUCCCACACGAUAGAGACUGGCCAUUGAGGACUUCUUUACCCCUCCCUCCCACACGAUAGAGACUGGCCACUGAGGACUACUUUACCCCUCCCACAUGAUAGAGACUGGCCCCUGAGGACCACUUUACUCCUCCCUCCCUCACGAUAGAGACUGGCCACUGAGGACCAUUUUGCCCCUCCCUCCCACACGAUAGAGACUGGCCAUUGAGGACUUCUUUACCCCUCCCUCCCACACGAUAGAGACUGGCCCCUGAGGACCACUUUACCCCUCCCUCCCACAUGAUAGAGACUGGCCCCUGAGGACCACUUUACUCCUCCCUCCCACACGAUAGAGACUGGCCAUUGAGGACUUCUUUACCCCUCCCUCCCACACGAUAGAGACUGGCCACUGAGGACUUCUUUACCCCUCCCUCCCACACGAUAGAGACUGGCCACUGAGGACUACUUUACCCCUCCCUCCCACACGAUAGAGACUGGCCACUGGGGACCACUUUACUCCUCCCUCCCGUCUCACUGUGCUAAUCCAAUCCACCACUUUACUACAAUCUAAUCUGUCUCGCAGGAGUAAAGAGACUAACCUGCCACUGAGGUACACUGUGUCUUUCAACUGGUCUGCUAAUGCAGGGUCUGAAUACAAUGGAGGGACUACUGUGAUUCAACUCUGAGCAGCCAGCCUUAUUCCUAUAUAAGCGUUUCGCAUGACUCCUCCCAGUGGGCUUAGCUGGUUAUCUUUCUUUUUUUUUUUCUCUCUCGCUGAGGUCCACCUGUGCUUUUCAAUGGAGAGUACUGUGCUGUAUAGUAGUGUAUCAAAUGUAUACUAGUGUAUCAAAAUGUAUACUAGUGUAUCAACUGUAUACUAGUGUAUCAACUGUAUACUAGUGUAUCAACUGUAUACUAGUAUAUCAACUGUAUACUAGUGUAUCAACUGUAUACUAGUGUAUCAACUGUAUACUAGUGUAUCAACUGUAUACUAGUGUAUCAAAAUGUAUACUAGUAUAUCAAAAUGUAUACUAGUGUAUCAACUGUAUACUAGUGUAUCAACUGUAUACUAGUGUAUCAACUGUAUACUAGUGUAUCAAAAUGUAUACUAGUGUAUCAACUGUAUACUAGUGUAUCAACUGUAUACUAGUAUAUCAACUGUAUACUAGUAUAUCAACUGUAUACUAGUGUAUCAACUGUAUACUGGUGUAUCAACUGUAUACUAGUGUAUCAACUGUAUACUUGCUGUUUACCCAGGGAUGUUUUCCAUUCAGGUUUCAAGGUAACUUAAUAUCUACAUUAGUUAUAGAUGCUCGUCUCUCUUCUCAUCCUAUAGAGUUUUAUACAAGAAUGGUAACUUUAUAAUCAUAUCAAAUCAAAUUUUAUUGGUCACAUACACACGGUUUUAGCAGAUGUGAUUGGUCACAUACACACGGUUUUAGCAGAUGUGAUUGGUCACAUACACACGGUUUUAGCAGAUGUUAUUGGUCACAUACACAUGGUUUUAGCAGAUGUGAUUGGUCACAUACACAUGGUUUUAGCAGAUGUGAUUGGUCACAUACACAUGGUUUUAGCAGAUGUGAUUGGUCACAUACACAUGGUUUUAGCAGAUGUGAUUGGUCACAUACACACGGUUUUAGCAGAUGUGAUUGGUCACAUACACACGGUUUUAGCAGAUGUUAUUGGUCACAUACACACGGUUUUAGCAGAUGUUAUUGGACACAUAGACACGGUUUUCGCAGAUGUUAUUGGUCACAUACACACGGUUUUAGCAGAUGUUAUUGGUCACAUACACACGGUUUUAGCAGAUGUUAUUGGUCACAUACACACGGUUUUCGCAGAUGUUAAUGCGAGUGUAGCGAAAUGCUUGUGCUUCUAUUUCCGACUGCGCGGUAAUAACCAACAAGUAAUCUAACCUGACAAUUUCACAACAUAUGAUAAACGUAUGACAUCAGCUUUAAUAUACAGUAAUAUGCUAUGUAUCACAUAUCAACGACACUGUUUACGUAAUUGAUCUCUUGUUGAAAUAGAUUUUUAGCUUAGCAAUAUUAUGCUAAGUUUAGAUUAUCUUCACCUAUGUGCCUUAUAUGCAACACCAAAUGAAUGUGAUUUAUGUAAAUAAUAAAUUGUUUUUUUAUAGUG